Messenger RNA from Pseudo-nitzschia multistriata, 3821 nucleotides. The record is from the annotation of a GenBank genome assembly. Lineage: Eukaryota; Bacillariophyta; Bacillariophyceae; Bacillariales; Bacillariaceae.
CACUAGGUGCGCGUUGUUGCGUUGAGAGGAAUUUUCAACAUUUUGUGACACUCAUCUCAAAAUGAAUGGAAGAAUACAUGGAUACGAACCAUAGCAUAAACCGAAAUUGGACAUAGAGUUUGAAAUUCAUCGGAAUAGAAGUAUUCGUUGGUUUUAAAAGAAUAAACUCUUAUCUGAGGAGGGACGUAACGAAAAUGGUCUGGAUGCCUUUGAUGAACAAAAAAAAUAUGAGGAGAAGAAAAUCUCAAUCGCCUAGCUCCUCGUCUGAUUCUUCACCGAAGGCUAGCAAUAACAGGACGUUUUUCGGUUCGAAACACAAGCGACGGAUACUUCGAAAUAAAGAUUCUACUGUUACAGAAGCUUCAAGCUUGAGCUCCAGGGGUUCCGUUCAAACCGAUAGUGCACCUUGGAGAGUGGGUAAGUUUUCCAAAUGAUCAUUUCUUCGAAAAAUCUGAACACGACACGUUGAACUCAUCCUCUCUGCUAUGUCGCCUUCACGGGUUAUCGAUGUGUCUAAUUGAAUAUAGAAAAUUUCCGUGAAAGUCCUCCAACAGAAGAAGAGUGGUGGGAAGACGUGGGCGCCCCUGAUACGAUCGAUGUUUAUCCAGAAGUUAACGACGGUACGGAUGGCGACAGUUCUUCAAAAGUUGUAGUCAAUGCACGUGUGUCGUCACAGCAUAAAAAGUUUCACAAUUGUGGCUAUGAAACAUGGGUUCGUGCUCGCGAAGAAUGGAAACAACAGACAGUCGAAACUGUCCCCGAAAAACCUGCUCUGGUAGAGCGUGCGCAACUUAUGAAGGGAAUAAGAAAAGCGACUUCGCAACGAACAUUUGAGCUACAUCGUAACGUUGCCUUACCAGAUAUGAUUCGUAUCUAUACAGAUAUUUGGGAUGGGGAAAGUCGCUAAAAUUUCCCAAAACGCUUAUCCGCAUUUAGACAUAAAUUGCACAUAAACACUUCUAUGUGUCAAAAUUAUUUUGUAUUUUAAUGAUCUUCGUUUUAGAUCAGCACGGUUACUUUCAUCUACACAGAAGGCAUCUAUUUUCCAUACAACAAUAUUAUCAACAACAAUUCUUGCGUUUGUUUGUGCCCAAAAAUUUGAAGACAUUUUCUGUCGACAAAAACAUUUUUUGCUACUCCAUGCGGCAAAUGAUAAAACUUUGGAAUUCAAAUGCGAUGCUGGAUAAUUUAUGGUCGUGAGGUAGGGGUUUGCGGGCUUUCAUUUACAAGUAAUAGAAAAUCUAUUCAGAAGGACAGCGUUUGGGAAAUGAGGAUUGCUGGCAAASAAUAAAACUGGUUUGGAACUUCGACCCUGAUGGUAGAACUCAACAGAGGCGAAUGGCUAUGUAUCUUGGUGCUCAUCAAAGCAACAAUAGGAGGUUGUGCGAGGCGUGGUAUCAAAAACAGGAGAUUUUUUGUGUGCUGAGUACCGAUGACAUUUAUUUUGGAUUGUUUGAAUUCUUGUUUACAAAAAUUGUGCACAUUCCUUUCGUGACUCACCGGGCUAGUAGUAGUAAGGUCAAAUCAAUUGAUCCAACAUUUGUAAUACUAGUACCACUGGUCUGUACUCAUCAAAAAUUGUCACUGACAAAAUUGGUUCCCAGGGCUAUUCCUGCACUGCUAGUAGGUGCAACACCCCUAGUUCAACAGGCAACACCCACAAAAGAGCAUGACCAAGAAGAAUAAGGUGAUCAAUACCCUUCGUCACCACUGCUGGCAGACAUAGGAUGAAGCACUCCUGGGUAGUUGUAGAAAGUUGUCUUGCGCUAGUAAAAGUAUUGACUACUAUUAAUAGUGUGGAUUUUGCAUAUAAAUACUAUCAAAUUAAAGACAGGGCUUAACAUUUUGGUGUAUCCUUUCAUGUCUUCGUCCCCACUGAUCGACCAACCGAGGAAUUUGUGAAUUGUUGCGGGACAGAUUCGUCAAUUACUGCUUGUAUUGUAAUAAAGCGUGUUCACAUUUUAAUUUCCAACAAAAUGAUACAGUAGCUGUGCUUCUGUAGAGGAGAUUUUCCGAAAACGUGUCUUCGUUUGUAUUAUAAUUACUUCUUAUUUACUUCUUUUGCUCGUUGCUCAAGUCACAUUUGUUUUAACGAGGUUCUUCAGAGAUUUCAUAAAAUUCACCCUUAUCAAAAUGGAGAAUCGAAAUCGAAUUCAAUUUCCCCGCCGUUAUCUUCCUCCUUUGACCAUGUCAUGAUCGUACCUCCACCGCCAGGAUUGAUGCUUCCUUCUUCCGCGCCUUCUUCGAUAACAAUCUCCUUGCUUCCAGCCUGCAUAUGGUUAUAUUCGUUCAAAACAAUUACAGAAGAGCCAUCAAAGUGAAUGACAAUGGAAUAAAACUUGCCAAGCACACGAUAAGCCAAGGUCAAAGUUCCGAAGUUGCUACCGAAAUCCUUCCCAACAUUCAAAAACAAGCAUUUAUCCCGCAUGACAUGCGAUUGAACUUUGGACGUAACAGACAUCGAGGGCCGGUAAAAGUUUGGGUUCCCGUAUUGGACAGUUGCCAGCAUAAUAUCGAAGGAGCUGAAGUUGAUACCAACCAACAGGCUAACCAUUGCUGGAGUGAGAUCCACAUAAUCAACAGAAACCAAGUUCCAGUUUUCGUUUGGAUUCUGGGCGAAAAAUUCGUGAAGAACUGGAGCCCCGUGUCUCUUUUGUGGCUUGUAAAGGUCGUUUGCCAAGUAAACAGGUUGCAGAGAAGCCCAACCAAGAGCGAGCUGGAGCAAAUCGCCUGCGUUUCCAACACCUGGAGAGAGAACAAAUUGGUUGUUUAGUAAUUUUCCUUGCUUCCCGCUAGACUUCACCUCUUCAAGAUUCCACUCAAGCAAUUGCUUCGAAUCUUUGGUAUUACUGGAUAUCAAUGACAACGACAUUAAUAGAAUAAAUAGUUUGAGAAUGAAAGAAAUUGUGCUUCGCAACAUCAUGAAGCUCAUGUCCAGAAAAGUACUUACUACCACUUGUCUUCCAUCCAAUCGCCGGCAUUAAAACAGCUGUACUCUUUGGCAACAUAGGCGUCGUUGUACUCAGUGCCUCCAACUGUGAAAUCUUCGUAAAUUCGAGGGUGAAGAAUAACACAAGCUUGGGUGCCUUUGCUAGUCAAAUCCUUCAAAGGCGUCUCCAGAAGUUUAUCAACCGUAGGCCCCUUGAAUAAUUUAUCUCCCAAAGAAGAUUGGAUGAUAUCCAGUGCCUUUUUCUUCAAUUUUGGAUCAAAUGCACGGCCAUAUUCUGCAACGACCUUGAUGACCAAGAACUCACCAGGGAAAUCCUGGCAAAAAAGAUGAACGUCUUCCAAAAUACGCGAAAGCUUGCAACCCUUCAUGCACCCUCGGAAGCAGUACACAUCAUUUCCAGAACCAGCGAUGCGCAAAUCAAGCGCACGUGUACCACGGUGCAAUUGCUCCAGGACAGACACAUUUUGGGUCCUUCCGACAGCAGAGAARAACUGGUAGGUUGGAAUGGAAUACGACGCAGAGUCGUGAGUUCCGGGGAUUACAAUAUCUCCCAGGGCAAUCUCCGGAACACUCUGAACUAGAUUGCUCAUCCAGUCAGGAUGGAGACUAAUCGGAAAAUCUAUCGCAGGGAUUGUUGGGAUGCAACAAGCCAAUUGGCAACAGUUAACCGCAAUAGAAGCACUCGGGCAGGUCAUUGACCCUUCGAUCCGUCUUCGGCAAUAACGAGAAGUGAAGUCCAUCUUGAGAGACCUGAUAACCUUAAGAUCGUUGAUUGCGCUGGAUUUAGAAAGCUACCAAUAUGCUUCUUAUUGUUGGAAUCCCGUUCAACUUCGAUACGGCACUGUUGUGGUAAUAAAGAAUGUUUAGAUCG